AUGAGUACCAAUCCUCUCGCCCGUCUCCUAAUCUUACAAAAAAAACUCGAACAAAUCACCCUUCAGGAGCCUGAGGCGGCUUUGCUAUCAUCAAUCGACAGGAAGCAGCAGCAACAAUCCCAACAGCAGCAGCGGCAGCAGCUGCAGAAGACACCACUCCAUCCGGGUCCGUUGGAAGAGCUUGACUUCUGGGAGCAGAAGGCCGCGGACCUCAACGGCAUCUUUGCCCAGCUGCAGUCGGUUCGGGUCAGAAAGAUCCUCCGGUACUUGGACCGCAACAAGAGCACCUACUCUACCCCCUUCGCCAAGCUCUGCAAGGAGGCUUUCUUGGCUAGAUCGGAAGCGAACGAUACCAACAGGUACUUGCGGCCGCUGCGGCCGUGGCUGCAGCGGCUGGAAGCGGAGAUCGUUCCGGAGAACCUGCCGGGACUGUACCGGCCGGCGCUCCACAUGUUGCUGCUCGUGUGGAAGAGCUCCGGGUACUACAAUACCAGCACGCGGCUCGUCGUGUUCGUGCGGGAGGUCCUGGGCAAUUUUAAGUCAACAUACUUUGACUACAAAGCCAAAGCCGCUGUGCAGUGUCCAUCAAACCCCUGGAGGGUGCAGAACAACGCCGUCUUCGCGAGGAUGGACGCGUUUCUCGAGCGCUGUCACGACGUCUUGGACCUGACGGUAACCAUCGCCCAGUUCCAAAAGCUGGGCAACCUCGAGGUCGGGGGGACCAAGGGAAAGGUGCUCACCACUUCGAUUUCUCAGAUUCACCUGGACUUUGGCCUGGCCGUUGACGCGGUGAAGAACGUGGAUUAUGACGUCAUGGACCUUGACGCAGCUGGUGCCUUUGAAAGCAGCUACCAGACGUUCAGGCUGUCCGUGAAGAGUCUGGAGAGAAGGUUGGCAUCUGUUCUGACGCAAGCGUUCGACGACUGCCCCACGCUGAGGGGGCGCUUCCGGCUGCUGGACUGCUUCUCGGACCUCGUGCACAGACCCGCCAUCGCCGAGGAGCUGCAGCGGAAACACGCGAAUAUGGUGCAGGAUUUCGCCACCGAGGUUGGCGCAGUCAAGCAGUUGUUCAUCAAGCAGAACGAAGACCCUCCGAUUGCCAACAAUCUCCCCCCCGUCGCCGGAGCGUUAACGUGGUCGAGAGGCCUGUUGGAGAGGGUCUCGCUGCCGAUGUCGAAGAUCACAGAAUUCGACAACAAGGUGCUUGCCACGGAGGAGGCUCGAGAGCUGGUCAAGGCUUACACCCUCCUCGUUGGGCAGCUGGCAGACUUCGAAAACCAAAACAUCGAGGCCUGGGGCGCGAGCAUCCAGGCUUCGAUCGAGGCCAAGCUGAAAAAUCCUCUCCUGGUGCGAGAGGCGGACAGGCUGCUUAGGGUUAACUUCGACCCUCUCCUCGUGCGCCUCCUCAGGGAGGUGAAAUACUUCCUGCUGCUGGAAUUGCGAGUGCCCGAGUCUGCCCUCGAGGUAGGGCGAAGCAUUCUCACAACCAAACCACAAAAACUCACACGCGAAUGCAAAUGA
Molecule: messenger RNA, 1521 nt
Organism: Ectocarpus sp. CCAP 1310/34
Lineage: Eukaryota; Phaeophyceae; Ectocarpales; Ectocarpaceae
Source: the annotation of a GenBank genome assembly